AUGGUAAACGUACCAAAAGUUAGAAGAACCUUUUGCAGUGGAAAUUGCAGAAAGCACACAGUGCAUAAGGUGGUUCAAUAUAAAAAAGGCAAAGAAUCGUCAUAUGCACAAGGUCGAAGACGUUAUGAUAAUAAACAAAAAGGUUUUGGAGGUCAAACAAAACCAAUUUUGAGGAAGAAAGCUAAAACGACCAAAAAAAUUGUUUUGAGAAUGGAGUGCUCUGACUGUAAACAUCGAAAGCAGUUAGCCAUUAAACGUUGCAAACAUUUUGAGCUUGGUGGGCAAAAGAAAGCUCGAGGACAGGUUUUAAUCGUUUUCUGCUUUUUUUUAUUUUUAAUUGUAAUGAAUAAAGUAAAUAUGUAUUAUUUUUGA
Molecule: messenger RNA, 372 nt
Organism: Dracunculus medinensis (Guinea worm)
Lineage: Eukaryota; Metazoa; Nematoda; Chromadorea; Rhabditida; Dracunculidae
Source: the annotation of a GenBank genome assembly